Molecule: messenger RNA, 360 nt
Organism: Verticillium dahliae VdLs.17
Lineage: Eukaryota; Fungi; Ascomycota; Sordariomycetes; Glomerellales; Plectosphaerellaceae
Exons: 1
Coding region: 1-360 (119 amino acids)
Source: RefSeq, a predicted model, not a curated record
AUGCAUUCCAAGUCAAUCACCAACAAGGAGAAUGCGAUGCCCCCUGGAAUAACGAGGAGCGCUUCUCCGGUGAAGCUCGUAAGGCGCAGUCGGCCGAGAGUCGGUGUGAUCUCGACAAGCGCAACGCCUCUGGCAGCUGUUGGCCAAACGACCCAGCUGGGAUCGCCUGUAGCCCGUGGCAGCAACGCCGCGGCCUGUCCUCGACUUUCGCAACUCAUGGCGGGGGAGGACGAAUGCCAGCCAAAUCAUGCCGGCGAGGAGAAAGCCAAGAUGGGAGGUAGCCAGCGUAUGGUGGACAUGUUUUUAAGCAGUCGUCGAAGGCAGAUCACAGGAAGCGACGAGACAGGAGCCUUCCUCUGA